GUAUUUGAUUGUUUGCUGGCUCCAAGUGGCCAGAAAAUCACGGCAAGGCAAUCGGGUCAAACCUGUUUCCUAACCAUUAUUGAGAUAAGGCACAUAUUUUACAUUACAAUGUUACCAAAAGUAUAUAUGCUGGAAUAAUGAUAAGACCCCCCCACCCCCGAAUUACUCACAAAUGUAAUUACUGGUACUCACUUCUUUUACGGAAAACUGGGCCCGUUUAGUUGAACACAAAGCUAUUUCACUGUUGUAUGAAUGGCAACAGGUAGAUUACGCAGGUAAAUUAGACCUGCCAGAAAAAAAAAAUAAUAAUCCUGGUAAAUUUCUGUUAAGUCUAUUAGUCUUAGUGACAGGUUUUUUUGCUUGUCUUCGACUUAUCUUUGUAUCUGGUUGGCCAGAGCUGUUAUUAGGCAGCCCCACGUGUUGUCACAUAGGUACAAGAUGCAAUCCUGCACAUAGUGCGAGUCUCGGCCCCCUUUCCCCGACUCUUUCCUUACAUCUACAAACUGUGCAAACGGAAUAGAGAGCGAAGUCACACAUUAGGGGCAGCGAGAACAGAACAUGGGCCGCUUCGGAAAGGGAUCCCAAGUGUGGUUGUGGAGAACCAUGACACGGCCACUGGCAUACUUCUUUGUACUCUCUGAGGCGAGCACAUCCAGCAGAGUGGCAGGUAAGAUGGAGAAUGUUGACAGUCAGUCUAAUGUAGUGCUCACCAUUGAUGUGUAUUGCUCAAGAGCAGAGCAUGAUAACAUUAGCUGUAUGCUUACAGCUCUUUAGACCGGUAGAACAGUCGGCAUCGUCAAACAUGCACUUCCAUUUAUUACUGAUUAAGGGAGCUAUUCCCAUACUGUGGGAUAUAAAAAUUGUUUUAAAUAUUUUAGGCUUCUUUGAGUUCAGUGUUUCCCAAAUGUUAUUGCACCAAGGCACGUAUUGUGAAUUAGAGAGAGAGAGAAAGAAAAAUAAAUAAAUCCCAACACAACACCAAAGAAAAAUAUCACAAAAAUUGCACACAGGUUACCGGUAAUUAUUUAGUGUCUAGUGUACACAGUAGAUGAAAUUGUAUAAUUUCCCCACAGCAUUCCUGAUGAUGUCUUACAGUAGACUAGUUGCAUAUCACUGGUAAAUUAAAAGCAGUUAGGAAACAUUCCACAAGACACGUCAUGUUCUUCAGUCGGGCAUUGAUAGUACAUAUGUAUUUAUGGUCAUUGUAUUGAUUUCCACACUAGCUGGAGAUGGCGUAUUUGAUUUUUUUUUUAUUUGAAUCACCAAAUUGUCUGUUAAAUAAUAAGAGCCAAGAACGAUCUGAGAUAGAGUAGAGGCAAGCGAGUUGACAGAGUGCCCUCCUUUCAACACCCGUGCAAAGGUUUCCUGUUCAUGCGGAUGUUUUCCAACUAAUUACUGUCAUUGUCAUCACACACAGUGAAUAAACUCUGGAUGACGACUGUCCCAAUUAGAUACAAUCCGUUUGGGACGUUCUUAAUGAACUACCUACACGGGAACACCUACAUCACAUUGUGAUCCAACUUUUGUGUUGGGUCUCUGUUGUGUACUGAACGUAUUAUUCAAUAGUGCCAAUCCAUGAUACUGUCUGUCAAUGACAGGAAUGAAUUUAAUGGCACAUACCUGUUCAAGUGCCUGCAUAGUUACCCAUCACUCAUCACUAGACAGGAAUUUUCACACCUUCCUGUAAAGCAAAAUAUCAUUUCAUAAUCCCUACCCACGUCAUCUUUCAUGUUAGUUUUUAUGGUGGUAGUUUGUUAAAAUAGUCAUAUUCAGUUUCCCACUUAUUGCUCAGUUCACAGAAACGCGUCUUCUUAUCAUGCUAAGAUCGUUUUCGCGGCAAACGUGUUUGGAAUCCACACAAACACACACUCCAGGAGUGAAGUGUUUUUGUCAUGCUUCCGCAGGGCGUGGACCGGAACGUGACGUUUUGAGAAACAAUGGCAGCUUAUUGUUCUAAGGCAGACAGCAAGUUCAGUUCUGGCUUCCUCUGAGCAAUUUCUGAGCACCACUCAUUUUUUUAAGUAUCUGAAACAUCCAAGUCAGGCUGCAGUACAUUGUGAAAUGAAACUAUUCUAAAUGUGUAAAGAACAUCUAACAGCAUUCCUAAACUGUCUUUGUUUUCUCUUUUUUUUUUCUGUUUUGAAACUCUUUGACCUCCAGCCUGCUUUAAUUCUUUUAAAACCCCACGAUUAAAACGCCCCCUUCUCGGCUUCCAUGACACCGCCGCCCAAUGUAUUUAACGCCGUUCUCAAGAUCUUUUGGCAACUCCAGUUAGCCAAAGAAAAUGGGACACUUUCAGACGGGAGACAGUUUGAUCCAUGGUCUUAUUACAUGGGCAUCACUACCCCUUUUACUCAGUCUGAGCUUGCGUCAACUUCAUUUGCAUAAACGUAACACCUCCAUAGGAAUGCUGUUUUACACACACAUGUACACUUAACUCCUGCUAAACAGUUUCGGUCGUGAUUUGGAUCUGAAAGUUGAGAUCUCUAAUACUGAUCACCAAAACUGUCUUACGCAAGUAGAAGACAUCUACAAAGGAUUUUGUUACUAUUUUAUACUUUGUGAAACGUCCCCUAAUGAGUCUUGGUGAAGAUGUUGACAGAAACCUCCAGUGCCUGUUUCUUAUCAGUAUAGAGAUUUUUUUUAAAUUGCUGAUAAAUUGAAAUUGGUGCUUCCCGUGUGUUUAUGUUGUGUUUAAACCAGUCAUUGUAGUGGCUGCCUCUUUAAUAGCGAGUUGAGAUUGAGAGCACAGGAGGAGGGAGGGAGGUACAAUACCCGAGCUUUAUGAAUAGGCCUCAGCUUUUUUUCUCACACAUAAAAGUUUGAGGUCGUCUCUGAGAGUGAGGACAGUGGUCUACAAUAGCUUAUUGUGUACUCCAUAUUCAGCUUUUUCAGCCGUGCAUCUUUCAUUCGCUAUAUGCACCCAAUUGCUUAAUAGUAACAUCUAGUAGCUCCUUACUUUGUCAUUGUGUUUAGAAGGAUUACUUCUCGAACAGGUCAAAACUGUUACAGUGUCAUAUUGGGAACUUCUCGCUCUGUUUACACUUCAUUGUUGAGGAGCAUCGGUGUAGGUACUGCAAGAUGCAACAACUAACAUCAAUGACCUGGUGACCAGGAAAUUGCACAACAAAGUAAACAGGAAAGAGUGAACGAUAAAGGAAUGUUCAUAGCAGUGGGGGAAAGACUCAGUGCCAAUCUCUGUAGUCUGACUCAGUAAUAUUGUGGACUUUGUCUCUGUCUUCCAUCAAAGACUUGUCCCCAGGGACAUUGUUUUCCUGGAAACAGUAGUAGGAGCCAAUUGAAACAGUGGGAGUGGCGACUAGUCUAAUCCUCCACUCAUGUGACUCGAUUGAAUCAUUAACCCAAGGAGGCCCCUCCUUCAGUCACCCGCCCUUCUCCCUUCAACAAUUCGCUGAGAUGACAGCAGGGAGGGGAUAAUUCAGUUACACUGAGAGCUGGGAGGCGCUUGGGUCAGGCAGUCCUGCUGAGGCCAUGCAGAGGAGACAGAGAAAACAAGUGAGAGGCAGUUGCUCAACAAAAUGCCUGACAGGUGGAGUCUCCUGUGGUGGUUUGUAACGGAAUGCCGGAAUCUGACGAAAAGGAAUAAACUUCACUGAGGACAAAAGUGCAUCAGCUUUGGGAGGCUGAUCGAAAGAAGAAGAAGCAUGAAAAGCCCGGUGGUUUAUGGAAACCCUGUGAUGUUUGCGCCUGUGGACUGGAACUUUGCUCCUGAGGCUCCAGUAAGGAGGGGGAAGAGUGUGGAGGAGCUGGGGGAUGCUGGGUGGGCUAAGGAGAGAGAGAGGGUGGCUCAUCUUCAACAUUUACAGCAACUCCACCAAGUUCAGCUUCAGCAGCAACAGCUUGUGUAUCCCAGCUAUGGGGUCAUUCCUACCGUCCACCCGCAGCAAGCCAUGAUGACAGCAAUACCUGGUAACCCAGUUCCAAUUCCUGGUUGCCCGAUGCCAUUGCAUGCCGGAAUGAUGCCUUUGCAGAGAGGCCCAGCGGUCCCUGUAGGAGGAGCAGUGCCAUCUCCCGUGCAUGUGGCAGGUCCGUGGCCUGUACAAUGGGACAACCAAGCACAGAGCAACCAAACAAGGUGGGAAUAUGACGAGCAACAAAAGUCCCCUUUCAAAGACAAAAAGGUUCAAGGACAGAAUGUUUACUACCAUCCAGGUUCACAGGAUGGUCACCUAGAUGUUAGGAUAUCAGAAUGGAAAGCCAAACAUUGCUUUUACCAAGGUCCAGAGGAUUAUGACCAUGACUGCGUCCAAGUGCCUCAAGAAAAGGACAACAGGAGCCAAGAAGAAUAUGCCAAAUUGGAUGAGGACAGAAGACGAGAUAAUAGAGUAAGAGACCGGCGACAUAACUCAGACAGUUAUGGCCCAAGGAGUCAUCAAGAAUUUGAGAAAUAUGAUUAUAAAGACAAAUAUAAGUACAGAGAGAAUUAUGACAGAAGAAACCAUGACCGCUAUGAUGACAGAAAAUAUGACUAUGAAGAGAGAAGACAUCGCAAACAUGAUCUCAAGGAUCAUGACAGGUACAAAAGGGAAUACGAAGAAUACUAUGACGAUGCGUAUAGAGACGAUUCUCACAGAGGAGAUGCUCCUCGAGACGAUGGUCGCAGAGAUGAUUCUCGCAGAGACUAUGCUCACAGAGACUAUGCUCACAGAGACGAUGCUCGUAGAGACGAUGCUCGCAGAGACGAUACUAUUAGAGACGACGUUCGCAGAGACAAUGCUCGCAGAGACGAUGUUCGCAGAGACGAUCUUCGCAAAUACGAUGUUGACAGAGACGAUGCACGCAGAGACGAUGGUCGCAGGGACGAUCCCCGAGACCGUGAUCGUUAUUACACUCAAGACGGGGUUUACUAUGAUUCCACUGACAAUCAGCGCUAUAGGGAAAAAGAUCAAUACAGAGAGGAGGACCGUUAUAGGGAGCGAAAACACAAAGAUAACUACGAUGAACAACAUUCAGAGGAUGAAUAUGAUCGCAGAGAACAGCGUUACAAAGACAAGGAAGUCUACAACCGAAGAAGCGAAGAAAACUACUCCUAUAGACAAAGGGGAAAGUAUGACUCUGAAUUGGAUGAACGCAACGGUGAUAAACAGAGGGACCGCUACUCAAGAUACAAGGAGUCAGGUGAUUUGUGGAGAGAUGAGUGGUACGACCACAGACAGAGGGAUGGCCACAGAGCAAAGGAGCACUAUAAGCGCCACGACCCCUACGGUUAUGAGAAUGAAGGCCUCCCCGAAAGAGCCCCCUACGAAUCCAGAGAUGAAGGACGUUCCCACCAUAAACCUAGAGACAGAUAUCGAGAUUUGCGUUCGUUAUCUGUGGAUUCGCGUUACGAGGAAUACCCAAAAGAACAUCGCAAGACACAUUGUGAGGAAUGGGUCGAACAGCAAAACAAGAAGCUGGCACUCAGGCAAAUGCGCUCGUUUGAGGAUCCUAUUAUAUACCGACACAGCCAGGAGCAGGAAAAAGGAUACGAGUCAAGCACCGGGAAGGCUGGUCCAAAACGUGGUCGGAAGCCUGUUUACGUGGGCUCUCUUGAUCGCAACAGCUUCUACAGGAAGACGGCUCCCAGCUCCCUGAGAAACUCGCCCUUCGCCACUAACAGGAAACCAAACAAAGAGAUGACGCAGCUGUCGUCGCAACCCAAACCCCCGAAGCCCGCCACGUCCGGCGACGCCCCGCCUAGCGCCGACACCGAGGACCCCGAGCUGAGGAUGCUGGAGAAGCGGUCCAAGGUGAUCGAAGAGCUCCUGCAGACGGAGAAGGACUACAUCAAGGACCUGCAGAUGUGCGUGGUGGAGAUCGUUGAGCCUCUGCAGAAGAAGCAGGUGAAGAACGUGGACUUUGAUGGACUUUUCGGCAACAUCAACUCUGUGAUUGAUCUGUCACAGCGGCUGUUUGAAACACUGGAGGAAACGGACUCGAUUGGAAAGGUCUUCCUCGACUUUAAAGCAGAGCUGGAGGCGGUGUACAACGUCUAUUGCCAGAACCACGACGACGCCAUCUCGCUGCUGGAAAGCUACGAGAAAGACGAAAACAUCCAGGGUCACGUGUUGGAGUGUCUGGAGAGGCUCAGGGCCAUAUAUCGAGAGUGGGGGAAAACAAACUACAUCAACCUCGGUUCUUUCCUCAUCAAGCCGGUGCAGCGGGUGAUGCGCUACCCGCUGCUGCUCGUGGAGCUGCUGGGGGCCACGCCCGAGACCCACCACGACCGGCCCCAGCUCGCUCAGGCCCUCCAGGCUGUCAAGGAAAUCAACGUCAACAUCAACGAGUACAAGCGCCGGAAAGACCUCGUGGUGAAGUACAGGAAGGGCGACGAGGACACGUUCAUCGACAAAAUUUCAAAACUGAGCAUGCAUUCCAUCAUCAAGAAAUCCAACCGUGUCAGUAGCCACAUCAAGCACCUGACUGGAAUUUCACCCCAGAUUAAAGACGAGGCGUUCGACGAGGCUGAAAAGAGGUUCCGGCACCAGGAGAGACUCAUAAAAUCUUUCAUCCGGGAUAUUUCCUUGUACCUGCAGCAUAUCAGGGAAUCGGCCUCUGUGAAGGUGCUGGCGGCCAUCAGCUUCUGCGACAUCUACACCGAGCGAAGUAUCCCCGACCCGGAGCGCUUCCAGAGAGCCCAUCGCUGCAUCAGCGACAAACAGUUCACAGAGUUUAAGGAGCGCACAGAAGUGUUGGUGAUAAACCCGCUCACCCAGUUGCUCCUCAUGUUCGCCGGGCCUCACAAGCUGGUCCAGAAGCGCUUCGACAAGCUGCUAGACUACGACAACUGCAAGGAGCGCGCCGAGCGCCUCAAGGACCGGCGGGUUCAGGACGAGCUGCAGGUGGCGCGCAGCAACUACGAGGCGCUCAACGCCCAACUUCUGGACGAGCUCCCUAAAUUCCACACCGCGGCCGAGGAGCUUUUCACCGGUUGCGUGAAGGCCUUCGCUCAAGCGCAGAAGGACUUCAUGAAGACCACCCUCGGAGAGCUGAAGCCUCUCCUUCAAGUCUUUUCACGCAAGGUCAGCACCGAGGGCAACUUGGUGGCCCAGUUCCAAGAAGAGUACGGUCGCGUUCUUCAGCUACUGCAGAGCUUCAGCUUCUGCCCCGAAAACCUACCUCCGGCCACCACCACCACAGGCGCCACCACCACGACAACCGUUACCCCCAUCAAGAAAACCCUGGAGAAGCAGAGCUCGAAAAAGCAAAUCCAGAGACCUCCCAACUGCAUCUUGCAGACCGAUGAGCAUCGUGCCGGCCUGAUGGCGCGCUACGGUCCCGGGAAACUCUUCCAAGCCGAGAGAAACUUCAACGCAGCCCAGGAUCUGGAUGUGUCCAUCCUGGAGGGGGACCUGGUGGGCAUCAUCAAGCAGCAGGACCCGAUGGGCAGCAACAAUCGCUGGCUGAUUGAUAACGGCGUCACAAAGGGCUUCGUGUACAGCUCCUUCCUGAAGCCGUACAACCCCCGCAGGAGCCAGUCCGAUGUGUCCAUUGAGAGCCAGUCAUCCAACGAGUCCGGCUACGGCGGCUCCUCGCCCGUUUUCUCGCGCCAGAACAGCAACAGCACGCUGACGUUCAACCAAGAGACGGCGGUGGUCAGCUUCUCCACGUCGCAACCCCAGAGCCACUCAUCCCCGCACCCGUCUCUGGAUUCUACCGCUUCUCGUGGGGCUCACCCCGACUGGACCAGUCAGAGCGACUCCUCUCCACGGAAUUCCUCCAACCGCAAGGAGUUCACCGAUCACCGCGCCGCCUCCGGUCACCGGACCGAAGAGUCUUCCGACCAGCACUCGGGCUGCCACAGAGACUCGUACAACGCGAGUCACGCCAGCACAAACGACCUCUCUGAGACGGACUCCUGUUCCUCGCACAGAAACGGCUUGCAGCAGAGAGAAGGCGACAAAGCUUACAAUUCCUGCCAGUGGAGGAACGGUGGCCAGAAGAAGCCUGCGUACUCUCAAGACGACUUUAGCGAGCCCGAAUCCGAGCAGGACGCCGAAUUGGACGGACAUCAGAUCUACUUUGCCCUGUACUCCUUCAGCGCUCGCUGUGCCAACGAACUGAGCAUUUCCGCCAACCAGCGCCUACGCAUACUGGAGUUCCAGGACAUGAACGGCAACGCCGAGUGGUGGCUCGGCGAGGCUGGCGGCCGGCGAGGCUACGUGCCUUCCAACUACAUCCGGAAAUCCGAGUACACCUGAGCGUUUGUGACGCGGCGGUGAGACUGUUUACGCGUGCCCGGCACACCCGCAAACGAGCAACUAACUUACUUUUGGAGUGACUGACUUUUACUCCUAGCGCCACGUGCGUAUAUUUAUAGACUUUUUUUUUUCUAUUGGUAUUUUUGUACUUUCCACUAAAACCUGUGAAUAUUGAGGACAAUGCAUUGAGUAUUAAAGAGAAUAGCACAUCGGGGAAGCGUAAAAUGAAUUUUUUCAAUUUAAUUUUUUUUUUUUUACCCGAUCACUGUGUUUAUUGCACUUUGGUUUCAUAUGAAUGGUGCGGCUAUGAUGAACUACAGCAACAGCGAACAAUAAUCAAAGUGUGAGGCACUUGCAUGAAGUUGCAGUUGAGGAGAGGACGGUGUUGUGUGAAUAACGCUCGACUUUUUCUUUUUGUUAGUGGCCUACUUUUUGUUUUUACCUGGCGUGACACUGUGAAAUGAAGAGGUGGAAAAACAAAGGUAAAAAAAAAAAAAAAGUUCAUCAACAGGGAGAGCACGUUUGCUCCCCCGUGUACAUACUGUACGUAAUGCUGUAUAUUUGUGUGCGAUUACCCUUUUUUUUUUUUUUUUGGAUUAAAACAACCA
Syngnathoides biaculeatus (alligator pipefish) is the source of this 8809-nucleotide messenger RNA. RefSeq names its product dynamin binding protein (gene dnmbp). The record is from RefSeq and is a predicted model, not a curated record. The coding region runs from base 3666 to 8201 and encodes 1511 amino acids. Gene Ontology annotation, molecular function: protein binding; guanyl-nucleotide exchange factor activity. Gene Ontology annotation, biological process: intracellular signal transduction. The transcript is spliced from 14 exons. NCBI's taxonomy places the organism in Eukaryota, Metazoa, Chordata, Actinopteri, Syngnathiformes, Syngnathidae. Gene Ontology annotation, cellular component: cytoplasm.